AUGUGGGAAGAGCUUCAGGACGAGCACCAACCUCCUGAGGUGAUCCACAGUGGGGAAAAGCCCUACACGUGUGGGAAAUGUGGGAACAGCUUCAGCCAGAAGUCCUGCCUGAUCCGCCACCAGCUCAUCCACACUGGAGAACAACCUUACACCUGUGGGGAAUGUGGGAAGAGCUUCAACCGGAGAUUCAACCUCCGCACUCAUCUGGGCCUGCACUCCAGGGAACGGCCCUACAAGUGCUUGGAAUGUGGGAAGAGCUUCAGCCAGAGCUCUGAUCUGAUCCACCACCAGAAGAUCCACAGUGGGGAACGGCCCUACAAGUGCCCGGAAUGUGGAAAGAGGUUUAGAACCAGCUCCCAUCUCCUCAUGCAUGAGCAGAUACACACGGGGGAGAGGCCCUUCCGCUGCAGCGACUGCGGGAAGGGCUUCAAACGCAACUCCCACCUCGUCAUCCACCGUCGCAUCCACACCGGGGAGAAGCCCUACAAGUGUGACGAGUGUGAGAGGAGCUUCACCAACAGCUCUGCCUUGACCUACCACCAACGGACCCACCAGUAA
This is a messenger RNA of Pseudopipra pipra, 558 nucleotides long. RefSeq names its product gastrula zinc finger protein XlCGF49.1-like. The transcript is spliced from 2 exons. Bases 1 to 558 code for a protein of 185 amino acids. Lineage: Eukaryota; Metazoa; Chordata; Aves; Passeriformes; Pipridae. The record is from RefSeq and is a predicted model, not a curated record.